Molecule: messenger RNA, 662 nt
Organism: Hyaloscypha bicolor E
Lineage: Eukaryota; Fungi; Ascomycota; Leotiomycetes; Helotiales; Hyaloscyphaceae
Exons: 1
Source: RefSeq, a predicted model, not a curated record
GUGCUACCCGUGGGUGUCCGAAUUCGCUACGCACAGGCCAAAAACACCAAAAACACGAAAUCGCGAUUUUCCUCUCAAGUAAACAACCACACCAAUUGCUCAAUAUGGCCCCAACCACACGUCGCAAUUUGAGGAUUACCCCUCCCCCUGGUCCUUCAGAAGGCCAAGAAGCUAAUACUGUGAGAAAACCCCGGUUCUAUAAUGCCUGGGAUAGGGAACACGAGAACCGGUCCAUGCGAGCGAUCUGUAAGGAUUACAAUAUUACAGAAGGAACAGGCCGCCUUUGGAAGAAGCAGAGGGAGGAAUUAGGGUCUCUGGCAUAUCGUCAUACGCGCAAGCUAUCGUCAAACCUUGGAAGACGCUCGAAAGUCACAAAAGCAGUCUGCAAGAUGCUCGUUUCUCUAUUACGAAAUCAGGUCCGUAAUCAAUUAUAUAAUAUAUAGAUUGCCUACCAUAAUAUACCUGUUAAGCAGCAUUAAUUACAAAAGAAAUUAAGAGAGUAUAUAAACGGCGGUCAGAUUUAUAAGGCAGUAUUUAUAAAGAAGGAAAUCUCAGAGAAAAAUAAGGAGGAGAGAGUAUUAUAUGGUAAGGAGUAUAAGGACAAGAAUGUGGACGAUUUUUGGAGAUAUAUCUUUUUUACUAAUAAAGUAUAUAUCGACCCU